Molecule: messenger RNA, 862 nt
Organism: Gastrolobium bilobum
Lineage: Eukaryota; Viridiplantae; Streptophyta; Magnoliopsida; Fabales; Fabaceae
Product: lysine-rich arabinogalactan protein 18
Exons: 2
Coding region: 7-723 (238 amino acids)
Cellular component (GO): plasma membrane
Source: RefSeq, a predicted model, not a curated record
AACCAAAUGGAUAGGCGUAGUGUGCUCUCCCUCGCAUUGAUCUGCAUUGUUGUCGCCGGCGUCGGAGGUCAGUCUCCAACGGCGGCGCCUACCACAUCUCCGGUUACCACCACUCCUCCUGCUACAUCCCCUGCGGCAGCCCCUUCCAAACCAAAAUCGCCAGCGCCGGUUGCUUCUCCCAAGUCAACACCACCAGCUUCUUCCCCCAAUGCUGCAACUGCAACCCCCGCAGCGUCUCCGAAGCCGGCAUCUCCAGCUUCAUCUCCGUCUAAAGCCGCUGCUCCAGCUCCGGCGGUUAAACCUCCGGCGUCGUCACCUCCGGCAGUGACUCCAGUGAGUUCGCCACCAGCACCGGUUCCGGUGAGUUCUCCGCCUGCUCCUGUUCCGGUGAGCUCUCCACCAGAGAAAUCUCCCCCUGCACCCGCGCCGACAACUCCCGCACCUGUGGUAGCACCGACUGCUGAGGUUCCCGCUCCGGCUCCGAGCAAGUCAAAGUCAAAGAAGAAGGUGAAGAAGGGUAAGAAGCACAAUGCACCAGCACCGUCACCGUCAUUGCUAGGUCCUCCUGCACCGCCGGCCGAAGCUCCCGGACCCAGCCAGGAUGCAUCUUCUCCUGGUCCAGCUUCCUCUGAGAACGAGAAUGGAGCCGAAACCAUCAGGUGCUUGAAGAAGAUGAUAGGAUGCUUGGCUUUGGGCUGGGCUACCCUUGUUUUGAUAUUCUAAGAGACAGUGACUUCAUUGCUGUUGUUACGAUAUUCUUGUAUAAUUUAUUUUCUUUUUUUGGGCCCUGUUAUGGGCUGAGAUUAAAUUUAUUUACCAUUGUUUCCUUCAAACUCGUAUUAUUCUAUUAUUGAUUAUGGUG